This is a messenger RNA of Penicillium olsonii, 1512 nucleotides long. NCBI's taxonomy places the organism in Eukaryota, Fungi, Ascomycota, Eurotiomycetes, Eurotiales, Aspergillaceae. The record is from the annotation of a GenBank genome assembly.
AUGAAUGGUCUAGCUAUUCGUGUUAUGUCCACUGUGGACACACCUACAGCCCAUGUCUUCACGCAACCCAUCAAGAAAAUUCACGAAUCGCAAGAUGUAUCAGCGUUUCUUACCUCCAAAGCUUACACUGACAUCAUGACAUGGAUCUUACAACUCAAUCGAUCCAUGUUCCCAUUGAAGCUGCCCGAUAAUACCACUCAAGCCUGGGUCAUCAACAGUGAUGCUAUUCAAUACUCUGCCCCCAUCCGUCAACUCCAGCGACUCCUUCUCAAACUCGAAGAUAUCAUACAAGAAGUGCCCCCCGAUACCGGUCCCCGCAGAUUCGGAAACAUAAGCUUUCGGAGAUGGUGUGAGGUUGUUGAUAGCCGCGCCUCUGAUCUAUUGAAAGAAUGCCUACCGGCGGAACUCUUGCAAACAGGAUCGUCGCAAGGGGAGGGUGUGACGGCGGAGGCUGAGUUGAAGGCAUACCUGAUGGGCAGCUGGGGGAGUGGACAGCGCUUGGACUACGGCACGGGACAUGAGCUGAGCUUUCUUGCAUUCCUUGGUGGAAUCUGGAAGCUGAAUGGCUUUCCCAAAGCUGACCCAGGCGUGGAGGAAAGAGCCAUUGUCAUAGGUGUCAUUCAUCCAUAUCUGGAUCUCAUCCGGAAACUCAUAAAGACUUACAACCUAGAACCUGCAGGCUCUCACGGUGUCUGGGGACUCGACGACCACUCCUUUGCUCCUUACAUCUUCGGAUCUGCCCAAUUGUCCCCUGCGAUCAGUGAAAGUGAUCUUACUCCCGAGGAAGGUUCAUUACUCAAUGCACCCGAUCCAGGAGGGGUUGCUAAAGCAAAUAUCGUUGAAAGAGAGCGCCAGACUAAUUUAUACUUUGCGGCCAUUGGCUUCAUUUAUGACGUGAAAAGAGGACCUUUCUGGGAGCACAGCCCCAUGCUUUUUGACAUUUCUGGCAUUCGCGCUGGUUGGGGCAAAAUCAAUAAAGUCGGUGUCUUGAAUCUCGAUGGUAGAUAUUGGGCUAACAGACAGCAGGGGAUGGUCAAAAUGUACAAUGCGGAAGUUCUCUCGAAAUUCCCAGUGGUACAGCAUUUCCCAUUUGGUUCUUUAUUCAGUUGGGACCGUGACCCCAAUGCGAUUCCACCUCCCUCCACGGUCCAUACAACUUCUGGUCCCCAGGCACGCCCCGUUGCACCGGAUCAAGGUAUGCCUUCUGUCGCUGCCACGCGUCCGAUGCCUGGGGCUGGUACUCAGGCCCCCUGGGCCAAAUCUGGAUCCGUUGGACAGACAAGUCUUCCGGGUGCAACAGCAGCACCGUGGGCAGGAACGGGGAGAGCGGGCGCUCCGGGCUCGUCCACUAAUAGUUCCACAAGGACACUACCCAUUAUCCCAGACACGUCGAGGAUGCCCCCGGGUGCCAUGGCUCCUACUAGAGCACCUUGGGCAUCUAAUCAAUCUGCUCAGUCAUCUUCACAAAAAGGCAGCCCUGAUUCCCAGACUAAGGCGCCCUGGGCAAGAUGA